Molecule: messenger RNA, 304 nt
Organism: Dentiscutata heterogama
Lineage: Eukaryota; Fungi; Glomeromycota; Glomeromycetes; Diversisporales; Gigasporaceae
Source: the annotation of a GenBank genome assembly
UCGCCAAAAAAAAGUGCUCAAAGGUCCGUGGUCGGAAAAAGUAGCUGCCAAACAACGCAGGAUUGAACGAAGAAUCAAAAGAUCAAAAAAGAGAGAAUAUUUAAAAAAACGAAAGGCUGAAGAGAUAAAUGUAUCGUCCGAUGAUAUUAACAAGAAUAAAGAUGUAGAAAUAUAUUCUGAAGAUGAAUGGGAAGAAUUACAAAAAGAGGAAAGGCUGGCAAAGAAGCUUAAGAAGGGUAUAAUUAAUCAAGAAGAAUUCGAAAGAGCGAUGGGAUUAAUGAACAACGACGAGAUAGAAGUAUGA